UUAUAACUUGAAAAGUUUGUCAUCUUUUCCGAUUUGGCUGCACCGCCAGAGAUCGACGACGCUGAGCUUAACAAAGAGGGUUAAUGUUGCCUCUCGAAAACCUAGCAGUCUCCAUGGACGAAUACGCCGCCAAAGAGAUGGAAUUGAUGGGUCAUGAUGCAGACAUUCGAAAAAGGAGUUGCAUUAGCUUUUCCGUAACGGGGUAUGACACUUCGGUUGCUUAUUAUGAUCUCAACCGCGCGUUGAGAAAGCAUUUCGCUUCAUGUGGUAGGAUCAGACAGUGUUGUAUUUCAAGAGACCCUGAAAGGGGUUAUCUCAGCAGCUUUGCUUGGAUGGCCAUUCGGGGAGAAAAAGGUACAGGAGGGAAAGUGUUGGACCUUAAUGGAAGUGACUUUGGAGGGUGUAAACUAUUUGUUGAGGCUUCACCUUCUCAGGGACCAAACAUUGAACUUUCCUCUGAAGCGGCUGCUGUUAGAUCUGCACGCAGUCGAUUGUUCCGAAGCAUCAUUGUUUCUGUUUCGGGAUUUGACCCUUGGCUUCCUGAGCAUGAUCUCGAGAGCUCUUUGAGAAGGCAUUUCUCUUCAUGUGGAGAGGUCACGAAUAUUUCUAUUCACAGAGGACCUGGCGGUAUUAUCAAAAGCCCUGCUUUCAUUUUUCUUCUGGGAGAAGACGCAGCAGAGCAGGCGCUGGAACUUAGUGGAAGCGACGUUGGAGGAUGGAAAGUAGCUGUUAAGGUUUUACCGUUACCGCCAACUAUUAAUGAGAGCUUAAAUCAAACAAGUUGCUUUGGGAUUUCCGUUACGGGAUACGACACUUUGCUUCCUGAGGAUGAUCUCAAGACCGCGUUGAGUAAACAUUUCCGUUCAUGUGGAGAGGUGACGGAUAUUUCUAUAAGGAGAAGCAGUGCUUUCAUUUAUAUUAUGGGAGAAGGCGCAGGAGACAAGGCUACGGAACUUAGUGGAAGUGACAUGGGUGGAGGAUGGAAAGUAGUUGCCAAGGUUGAUUCUGUUCCGGGUGAAUACCAUGAUGAGGACCCACCUAUGUUUAUAGGCUAAUAAAGAUGACUAGGAGUAGAAAGCUCUCUCUUUAGAAGCUCUAUUUGCUGUUGUUAUAACUUGUGAUGUAAUGCAAACCUUUUUUUAUUGGGUUUUCCUUAUGUCUUUGUCUGGAUUAAUAAUUAAUCAUCAUCUGCCUUCAUUACUACUAUAAGUAUGCUGUUUUUUUCUUUGUUUGCUUUUGGUCUGGAUGUUAAAAGUAAGCGCAAUAUAAUCAUUUAUCUGC
Molecule: messenger RNA, 1281 nt
Organism: Arabidopsis lyrata subsp. lyrata
Lineage: Eukaryota; Viridiplantae; Streptophyta; Magnoliopsida; Brassicales; Brassicaceae
Product: nucleolin 2
Exons: 8
Coding region: 84-1055 (323 amino acids)
Molecular function (GO): RNA binding
Source: RefSeq, a predicted model, not a curated record